This is a messenger RNA of Penicillium macrosclerotiorum, 1584 nucleotides long. RefSeq names its product Zn(II)2Cys6 transcription factor domain-containing protein. Gene Ontology annotation, biological process: regulation of DNA-templated transcription. The record is from RefSeq and is a predicted model, not a curated record. The transcript is spliced from 4 exons. The coding region runs from base 1 to 1584 and encodes 527 amino acids. Gene Ontology annotation, molecular function: zinc ion binding; DNA-binding transcription factor activity, RNA polymerase II-specific. Lineage: Eukaryota; Fungi; Ascomycota; Eurotiomycetes; Eurotiales; Aspergillaceae.
AUGGGCGGUAUUCCGUGGCAGUCGAAAGGUUGCCGAACUUGUAAACGUCGCAAGAUCAAGUGUGACAGACAAGAGCCUGAGUGCGGAAGAUGCAUCAAACGUGGCUUGAAGUGUGAAGGUUACGAUGGUAACCGCAUCUUCGUCCACGACGCGACCGUCAAGCCGAGGGGAUCCAACAACGUGGGUUCUUAUGUUAAGGGGGUGCAGAUUCCACCUGUCGACUGGGUCAUCCCACAAGUCGUUACGUCGGGACCUGCAUUGAGAGAGCAGGUCUUCUCGUCGUACAUCGAUAUCUUCUUUCCCAAUCAGGAGGCCCACUCCUCGGUAGAUCUAUGGCACUACCUGAUCUCGGGGAUUUCCGCGCUCCCCCAAAAGUCAACUAUGUUGCAAAAGGCCGUUUCUGCCAUCUCAUGUGCUUAUCUGGGAAAAUUAAAUAACGAUGACCGGAUAUUUCAAUAUGGAAUUCAGCUAUAUAAUAUUGCCAUACGACAUAUGUCGAGCAUGAUAAGCCGCGAUGCAUACUCCGACGAUAUCAUCUACACUACGGUUAUCUUUCAGGAGUUAGAAACGUGUUAUUGUCCCCAUGGUCUGCAAGCCUGGGUUGCGCAUAUCGCCGGGACCAACGCUAUUUUGAGCCACUACCGUCACCGAGCGGACCGGAGCCCUCUCGUCAACGCGAUUUAUCAUGAAUAUCAAAAACUAAGAAUUGUAUUCUCAGCAAAGGGAAUCAACAUGUCCCAAGAAGACUAUGAAUACGUAACUCAGCCAAGUGAAGGUAACCCAGUAGUCGAGUUGCUCAGUCUUUUUGCUGGCUUUGCACCCUUGGCCGUUGCUAUCAAUAAGGCUGAUCCUGCAGAUCAUGAAGGGUGCAAAUCUUUGCUGCAAAAAUGCCUAGGUCAUAAAAAGAAGCUACUAGCAUGGUCAUCGGAAAAUCUUCAAACCGGACCUGUCUCAUGUGCCCGGGGAGAAGUGCUGUGCUCUCAGCUUCCCCCGGCAGAUCAUAUGUUUGGAGCACCUUAUCGAUUUCUUUCACUCGAUAAUGCAAGACUCCAUACCAUGUUCUGGACAUUAGCUUCUAUUAUCCACCCUCUGAUCUCCCAAAUCAGAUCCCUUGUCAAGGCAUACGAGACAUCGGAAUAUAUUCCCAGCUCUCCUAUAGCUGGCGGUAUGCUUGAUGACGAGGAUUAUCUACUUUCCGGAUUCUAUGCCGAUCAGAUCGGACGCGCUAUUCCCUAUUGUGUUCAAGACAAAAUGAAAUCAUGGGGCGUCCAUACCGUUAUAUUCUCGCUCUGCCAAUUAUGCAAGAUUGCAGUCGAUCGUGGAAGUAUGGAGCAGUUUGAUUGGUGCCAGCGAGCUUUUAAACUCAUGGCCGAUCGUGGCUUUGACUCUGCCGCUCGGCUAAGCGAGGUUUUCUGGGGAAUGUGGUCUGUAAGAUCUGCGAUGGUAACUCCACCUACACCUGCUCAGGAGCUUCAACCCAAGAUUCCCAGUGUGACAGAAGGAUCAGAGAGCCCAGGUGUAUCGGGAACUUUAUCAGUAGCUGAGGAACAGUCAUUUGGAGGCACGGUGGUUGAGGUAACAUAA